This is a messenger RNA of Protopterus annectens (West African lungfish), 3932 nucleotides long. It is a transcript of the gene ATXN2, whose product is annotated as ataxin 2. The record is from RefSeq and is a predicted model, not a curated record. Gene Ontology annotation, molecular function: RNA binding. Bases 315 to 3647 code for a protein of 1110 amino acids. Lineage: Eukaryota; Metazoa; Chordata; Ceratodontiformes; Protopteridae. Gene Ontology annotation, biological process: cytoplasmic stress granule assembly. The transcript is spliced from 29 exons. Gene Ontology annotation, cellular component: cytoplasmic stress granule.
AUUUAGCUACUACAAUCAAUAUUUAUAAAGGAAUGUUAUUUUUAAAAACCUAAAUAAAACACAAAAUACGUAACAUUGCGCUAUCAUUAUAUCCCUCCGCAUUUUUUUUUUCUGAAAAGACUGUUUUGGUCCUUUUCCUUGUAGCAACCCAAUGAGAGUUACAGAAGUCAGGGAAAACAUAAGAGUUGUAAAUAAACUUAAUCUCCGUUGAUUUAUGAAUAUAACACGUUUAUAAAUUGUUAUCUUUUUGUCUAUGGGAUUUAUUUCUUAUUCUGCACCCGAUUACCUAUUUGAGCAGAUUUGUUUAUGGGAUCAUGUCAGUGAAACAGGCCGGCAGUAACCGAAAACCUGGUGGUGGUAACGCUUCUGGUUCUGGUAUUGGAGGAGGUGGCAGGCAGAACAUGGGAAGGGGUAGGUCUAGACGUGGUAGGGGCAGAGCUCAAGCAACAGAACAUUUAAAGGAUUUACCUUUUGAAGGGAUAUAUUCCAACAUGCAUCUUGUCCACAUACUCAGAGGAACUGUGGGGUCGAAAUGUGAAUUGCAAGUUAAAAACGGAGGACUAUAUGAAGGCAUUUUUAAAACAUAUGGACCUAAGUGUGAUUUGGUACUUGAUGCAGCACAUCGUAAGCCUUCUGAAUCAAAUUCUGGCCCUCCAAAGCGUGAAGAUGUUAUCGAAAGCAUCAUUUUUAAAUCCACUGACGUUGUAGUAGCACAUUUUAAAGAUGUGGACUUAAAUUUUGCCAGAAGAGUUCCAUCAGAGACAGAUGCUUUCAUAGAUUCUGCUAUUAUUGCAAGAGUAAAUGGAGAUCAUAAAGAAAAAGAUCUUGAACCAUGGGAUGGAGGGGACACCAUUGAUGGUCUUGAUGCUCUAGAGUCUGAUGUUUCAAAUGGCUGGGAUCCUAAUGAAAUGUUCCGAUACAAUGAGGAGAAUCAUGGUGUGCGGUCAACUUAUGACAGCAGCUUGUCUUCAUACACUGUUCAAUUAGAAAGAGAGAAUACUGAAGAAUAUUUAAAACGAGAAGCAAGAGCUGCUCAGCUGGCAGAGGAGAUAGAGUCAAGUGCCCAAUACAGGGCAAGGGUUGCCUUAGAAAAUGAUGACCGAUCAGAAGAAGAAAAAUACACAGCUGUUCAAAGAAGUACAAAUAACAGAGAUGGGCAUGCUAAUGUCAGAGACAAUAAAUACAUUCCACCUAGUCAGAGAAACCGAGAUGGUGUGUCGUGGGCUAGUAGUAAGCAAAAUUCUCCAAGACUGGGACAUUCCAGUUCAAGUCUCCCAUCUUCCAGAAGUGGAUCACAUAGCUCAGACUUCAGUCCUAACUCAGGAACAGACCAAAGAGUUGUAAAUGGAGGUGUUCCUUGGCCAUCGCCUUGCCCGUCUCCUUCCUCACGCCCAUCUUCUCGCUACCAGUCAAGUCCAAACUCUCUUCCACCUCGGGCAGCCACUCCUACAAGGCCGCCCUCAAGACCCCCCUCACGGCCAUCAAGGCCCCCGUCUCACCCUUCUGCUCAUGGCUCUCCAGCUCCCGUCUCUACUAUGCCUAAACGCAUGUCUUCAGAAGGACCUCCGAGGAUGUCUCCUAAGGCACAACGUCACCCUCGUGUGCACAGACCCUCCACGGGCAGAGGUAGUUCAUCCGGAGUAGAAUUUGGUUCUCAGAAUCUAACUGGAGAAGUUAGUGCAUCUUCUGCAACACGGAACAGCCCCUCUAGUGGCACAUGGUCAGCAGCUGUUACUGGAGGUUCAAAUUCUAGAUUAUCGCCAAAAACGCACAGACCCAUUUCUCCAAGGCAGAACAACAGUGGAAGUACAUCCUCAGGACAAGUUUUGGUCUCCUCUCAGUCAAACCUCACUUCUACAGAGCCUGUGUCACUACCAGUGUCAGCUACGUCUCCCACAUCAUCCAGCCCUAUCUCAAGCAGAGUACAGGCCUUACCAGCAGAAAGUAAAGAAUCUCAUGGACAGGAACAGAGGCAGAGUUCUGCAGCUUCUAACAAAGAGAAUGUUAACCAAAAUGAGGCUUCCCCAAGUUUUACCAAACCUGGAAUCAAAGAUGCUGGACCAGCUGUCCUUCCAGAAUUGAGCAGUAUGUUUUGUAUAACUCCAGUGGUGUCUGAUCACAGAAAACAGAUAGAUGAUUUAAAGAAAUUUAAAGAAGAUUUUAGGUUACAGGCUAGUUCAACACCUGACCCAGUAGUUGAUCAGCUGAUUUGCAAGUCCCGAGAAGUGGCUGACAAAUCUAAGGAUGCUGUCAAAGAAAAGACAUUUGAAUCAAGUAGCAAGGAAUCAGUCAGUGAAAGUAGCUCUACUACUAACAUCAGUAGUAGUAAUAGCAGCAAACCAAGCAGCCCUAGUAUAUCCCCAACUACAGUUAGCAAUUCAGAUCUGAAGAGGGUGCCAGAUGUAACAUCACAGGGAGUGCAAACAUCUGGACCUUGCAGCAAAAUGGAAAAAGAAGAGAAAGAAGACAAAGAGAAUACUCCUGAGCAAGUAAGAAAAUCUACACUGAAUCCGAAUGCAAAAGAGUUCAAUCCCCGAGUUUUUGCACAACCUAAACCUUCUACUACCCCAACUUCGCCUCGUCCUCAGGGGCAACCUAGCCCUUCCUUGGUGGGACACCAGCAACCUACAACAGUAUAUGGCACACAAGUAUGUUUUGCCCAAGUGUAUCCUGUCCCUGUGAGCCCAGGUGGAAUGCAGCACGUGUAUCCUGUUUCUUUAGCCACUAUGCCAGUGAAUCCAGCCAAGCCAUAUAGAGCAGGUAAAGUACCAAAUAUGCCACAGCAACGACCAGACCAGCAUCAUUCUCAGGGCCCAAUAAUGCAUCCAACAUCAGCAGCAGGACAUCCUCUUGUAGCUGCAUCACCUGCUUAUUCACCUCAUUAUGUUACCUUCAGCCCACAGCAUUUUCCCCCUAAUCAGCCUGUUGUACAUGUCUACCAAUCUCAACAUCCCUCUGUGUAUAAUUCUGUAAUACAGAAUAAUCCUAGAAUUAUGGUGCCUCCAGCUCAUGCACAGCCCGGACUAGUGUCAUCUUCAGCAACACAGUAUGGUGCUUCAGAACAGACCCACGCUAUGUAUGUGACUGGGCAUAUUACACAACAGUUUUCCCAUCCAAAUCAUACGUUACAUCAUCCUGCUUCUCAUCCACAACCUGCUGCCACACCUACUGGUCAGCAACAAGGCCAACAUGGUGGUAAUCAUCCUGCCUCUAGUCCUGUGCAGCAUCAUCAGCACCAGACUGCUCAGGGACUUUCAUUGACUAACCCACAACAGCAGCCUGCACUUUACCAUACCGGUCUUAAUCCAACCCCACCAGGUUCAAAUGCACAGUCACCUCAGAGCAGUUUCCCAUCAGCACAGCCACCUCUCUUUAUCCAUCCUUCAUCCAUCCAGACUGCAUAUUCCAGCCCUCCACACAUGGCACAUAUGCCUCAGCCACAUGUACAGACAACAGUGCAACCUCAUCACCCAGCUACUCAUGCUUCAGUAAUGCUAAUGGCAACACAGAAUCAUGGCGGUCCACAGACUAUUGCACAAAGUGCAUUGCAGCCCAUACAAGUAUCUUCAAAUGCACAUUUUCCCUACAUGACACAUCCUCCAGUUCAACCUCAUCAGCAGCAGCAACAUGUAAUAGGACAACAGUGAAUAAACUCAAGGCUGGCUACUUUUACAGGCCCAGUACACUCAUCUUGCUUCUAGCGACAGGAAGAUUGUCACAUGGUAAACUGUAUGGAUGCAGCAGUUCAUAUCUGGACAUGUUGACUAAGCAGAUGAACUAAGAAACUUUAAAGAAUAUCUUUUGAUUUCCUACAUUUAUGAAAACACUUGAAAUUACUCCAGCUCUGUUCACACUGAUAACUGGAAGUUAUUUAUUCCCUUCUUAUGACCCCACACUUCUCUAGUCCAUCUGAUUUCUAUUUUCCUCAGCUA